CGUUUCCAAAGCUGGAGCAGCUAAAGACAAUCGGCCGGGAGCUCGCAAUGGGCUCCCAAGGUGGAUUCGGGCAGUCUAAAGAGUUUCUCGACCUCAUCAAAUCAAUCGGCGAGUCUCGAUCCAAAGCCGAGGAAGACCGCAUUGUAUUGCGUGAAGUGGAGACCCUCAAACUCAGGUUGAACGACCCGAACACCCCCAAAUACAAGCUCAAGGAGUACAUAAUCCGCCUCCUCUAUGUCGAGAUGCUCGGCCACGACGCCUCCUUCGGGUACAUCCACGCCGUUAAGAUGACGCACGACGAGAACUUGCUGCUCAAAAGAUCUGGAUACCUGGCGGUGACGUUGUUUCUGAACGAGGAUCAUGACUUGAUUAUUUUGAUCGUCAACACGAUACAGAAGGACUUGAAGAGCGAUAACUAUUUGGUGGUUUGCGCGGCUUUGAAUGCGGUGUGCAGAUUGAUCAAUGAGGAGACGAUUCCAGCUGUUCUGCCGCAGGUUGUGGAGCUGUUAGGACACCAGAAGGAGGCGGUGAGGAAGAAGGCUGUCAUGGCGCUUCAUCGGUUUUCUCAGAAGGCUCCUGGGUCGGUUUCACAUCUCAUUUCCAAUUUCCGGAAGAAACUUUGCGACAAUGAUCCUGGGGUCAUGGGCGCUGCUCUUUGCCCUCUGUUUGAUCUUAUUGCUGCUGAUGUUGACAAAUAUAAGGACCUGGUAGUUAGUUUUGUAAACAUUCUUAAGCAAGUAGCUGAGCGCAGGCUACCAAAGAGUUACGACUAUCAUCAGAUGCCUGCUCCAUUCAUUCAGAUUAAAUUGUUGAAAAUUCUGUCCCUACUGGGUAUUGGUGACAAGAAGGCCAGUGAACAAAUGUACACAAUUUUAGGUGACAUAAUGAGAAAAUGUGAUUCAACAAGCAAUAUUGGGAAUGCCAUCCUUUAUGAGAGCAUUUGUUGCAUUUCAUCAUUACAUCCAAACCCAAAGUUGCUUGAAGCUGCUGCUGAUGCCAUUGCAAAAUUUCUAAAAAGCGACAGCCACAACCUGAAGUAUCUUGGUAUUGAUGCUCUUACUCGACUAAUAAAGAUAAACCCAGAAAUAGCUGAGCAGCACCAGCUGGCUGUAAUUGACUGCUUAGAGGACCCUGAUGAUACCCUAAAGCGAAAGACAUUUGACCUGCUCUACAAAAUGACCAAGUCAUCAAAUGUAGAAGUAAUUGUGGACCGUAUGAUUGAGUAUAUGAUAAGCAUCAAUGAUAGUCAUUACAAAACCGAAAUAGCUUCAAGAUGUGUUGAACUUGGUGAACAGUUUGCUCCAAGCAACCAAUGGUUCAUACAGACCAUGAAUAAAGUAUUUGAGCAUGCAGGCGACCUGGUGAAUGCUAAAGUUGCACAUAACUUGAUGAAGUUGAUUGCAGAGGGAUUUGGAGAGGAUGAUGAUACUGCAGAUAGCCAGCUUAGAUCAUCUGCUGUAUGUUUUCUUUUGGCACCUGAAAUUGGAUAUUACCCACAUACUUGGUCUCCUUUCAACUAAUUAUCAGUUAACUAUCUCCUGAAAUCAUUGUAUUACUCGGGCUAAUUGUCUGUCCACGUCUCUCUAAGUUCUGAAAACUGAAAACGUUGUGCAUUGAUAAUAAUUUUGUACACUCGCGCUCACCCCGGUUUUUAUGGAAACAAACUCAAACAGGGCCUCAUCCCAGUUAUCCUGCAAAUUUAAUUGGCUCCAUACCACUACUCAAUUAUUUUAUUAUAUUAACUUGAUUAUAUUUGUUUGCUGCCUCUCUUGCUGUUUUUGGUUAUAUCAAGUGUCCACCAAAGCUAAUAAUGCUUUUUCAAUUUUUUGCAGAUUGAUAAAAAUCUUUCAUUUCUAGAUGGUUAUGUGCAACAAGCAAUAGAAAAUGGUGCUCAGCCAUAUAUCCCGGAGAGUGAGCGCUUAGGAAUAUCAAGUAUUAGCAAUUUCAAGAGUCAUGACGAACACGAACCAUCCACACAUGCUCUUAGGUUUGAGGCCUAUGAGCUACCUAAACCAUCACUGCCUCAUAACAUUCCUCCAGUAUUAGCAUCAUCAACUGAGCUUGUUCCUGUUGAGCCAUCAUAUGUCGCUGAUAUCUUGCAUCCUACUUCUGCUCCAUCAGCUUCUGAUGCUGGGUCAUCCGAACUGAAACUACGGCUUGAUGGGGUUCAGAAGAAGUGGGGACGACCUACUUACUCCUCUCCUGCACCAUCUAGUUCAAGCACCGAUCAGGUGAAGGUUCAGAAUGAGAUACCCAGACCAGAUUCUGCAAGCAGUUCAAAACCAAUAAUACAUGAUACGGCAUAUAUUUCAAGAAAGCAGCAAAUUGAAAUCUCUCCGGAAAAGCAAAAACUCGCAGCUUCACUUUUUGGGGGCUCAGCAAAAUCUGAGGGCAGACAUCUUCCUAGCCAGAAGAAUUCGAAAACUCAGAAUCACACUUCAGACACUUCUCGUUCAUCGAAGGCUCCAGCUCCUGACACUGCUGUAAAAACAUCCCAGCCACCUCCAGACUUGCUGGACAUGGGUGAACCAUCUAUUGCCAGCAGUACACCAUCAGUAGAUCCUUUCAAGCAAUUCGAAGGUCUGUUUGAUUUCACACAAGAAACAACCCCAGUAAGCACUGGUGGAGUUGAUGGUGCUACUAAAGAUUCCGAUUUUACAUCUCUUUUUGCGGACAUGUCUCUAUCUGCUCAGAGUCAUAUUGAUCCGAAUCCAGAACCAAAUGGUCUUCGGGGAAACAAAGUUGAACCUUCAGGACAUCAAUUGAACAAGGGGCCAAAUUUGAAGGAAGCUUUGGAAAAGGAUGCACUCGUAAGACACGUGGGAGUGACACCAUCUGGUCAGAACCCCAUCUUAUUUAAAGAUUUGCUUGGCUAGAUGUUUGUGUGGAAACCUGGAUACAAUUGGAUUUGUUGAGGAUAAUUCUCCGCCUUGGGUUCUAAGCCAUGACCAACGAGGAUGCAAUCUAGCGACAGCAGGUCAGGAACUGAAGCCCUCUGGUAUUCGUAGUAGUUUUCAGCUCUACUCGGUAUUGGUUGGUGGGAGAGCAUUCCGGUAUGUAGAAAAUUCAGCAAGAGGUAGACAGUACAGGUUUUUCGUCUGUCGAUACGUGUUUAUCAUCCAUGUGAACAAUUUUUGAAACAUUAAAGGGAGUGCUGGAGACGCAUUGUUGUGUCUUUAUUUUCACGAUGUAAUAAAAAGUAACGCUGUUAUAUCGUCUUCAACUGUUAUUUAUAGAACAUUGAUUUAUUUUACAAAAGGGAGUUACUACAUCUCAUGUUGUAAUAUUACUCCAUUAAAAUUGUUGGGUUGGUGGCA
This is a messenger RNA of Salvia hispanica, 3317 nucleotides long. The record is from RefSeq and is a predicted model, not a curated record. Lineage: Eukaryota; Viridiplantae; Streptophyta; Magnoliopsida; Lamiales; Lamiaceae.